UUAUGAUCUUACGAGAGGUUCGUGGUCACUGGGUGUUCCAACUGAGUUGUAUCUGGAUUCACUCUCUACUUCGGAAUACGACGAUACAAACAACAUUCAUACUCCGAUGACUGAUAAUGAUUCUUCCAUAACACAGAAGCAUACAUCUCUCUGGUCAAGUAUAGACUGGUCUUUCUUAUAUGGGCGAGAGCCUCUGCCACGACACUCCAUGGGUGUCCUGGUGGUAGGACCACCUCACUGGGUGUGUAUGGCUGCUAAACAGCUUCUCUCUAGAAAAGUAUUUGGAAGUAUGGACACACUGAUGCUGGCUCCAGUGGAUGGAAAUAUCUUGGCCCGAGAUUUGUGCCCGAGCAUCCCACUCGCUGUACAUGUGAUCCUUCUUGAGGAGCCACAUGAUAAGGAAGGUACAAGAAGAUGUAAGGGAUUAUUGAGAGAGGCAACACUAGCUGAUGGUGGUAGCUAUGUGUUGCGUACUGUUGGAUGUUUGCAACAAGGAAGGCUUCUUCUGACAACUUCUCUCCUUCGCCCUGUAACCUCUCUCAAAGGUGGUCUGAUAAAAGUUUUUUAUGCGAAGGUGUGGGAUGAAAUGCUGGAAGGGACGUUGGAGACUUUUAUGAGGAAGCUUAACUUCACUGUUGAAGUUAGUGGGAAUGUUGGUGCUAUGGAUAAGAUGCCCAAUGGUACGUUUAAAGGCGCAAUGGGAUUAAUUCAACGUAAGGUUUGCCAGGCGCCCAUAUGCUGCAGCAGAUAUCUGAUUGAUGUGUGCCUCCGGAGACAUGCUCGGUGUUAUGGUCACCCCAAGAUCUUUCUCCUUAAGUGAGGUUUGCAGUCUUUGUCCACCUAGCCUAUUACAACCCAGGAGUCCCAAAGGCCUGUUAUCCUGGGUGUAAAGGGAACAA
Molecule: messenger RNA, 899 nt
Organism: Cherax quadricarinatus
Lineage: Eukaryota; Metazoa; Arthropoda; Malacostraca; Decapoda; Parastacidae
Source: RefSeq, a predicted model, not a curated record